AUCUCCCAAGUAGCGUGCACUUGGCGGUGGAAUUGAGCUGUGUCGAUUGAUCUGCGUUUGAAUUGAGUGCAAUCGAUCUGCUUUAGUUCAUCCAAAUAAUGCCUCGCAAAAGAUCAAACUUAGGUCGUCGUACUCGCGGAGCGGAAGCAGUGCGACGAGUAAUUGCAAAUCAAACUGAAGAACAACGGGCAUCAGCGAACAAGCGAAACAGACAAAGAAUGGCUCAAACACGUGCCGAGGAAACAGCAGAGCGACGUGCAGCCAGACUUGAGGAUGCACGAUUGCGAGCACGGCGAUCGCGUUCUGCAGCUCCACAGCAACGCGUGGCCAGGCCUUCCUUCAUUCUUGAAGCUGCCACAGAAACAGAAGCUAAAAUGUCAGCUUUGAAACACCCAGAGUACCCCGAAGCAAAAUUGCUUCAACUGGAAGGCAUGAUACCCUGUCGAGAAGCUCAAGCAUCCACCUUAUUGUCAAUAUUUGGAGAGCGCCAACACUUUAGCUUUCCAGCCCUUUUCAUAUAUGGACACACAUCCAGUGGAAAGACAUAUGUGGUGCAGACCCUUCUAAAAAUCUUGGAGCUUCCUCAUGUGUUUGUGAAUUGUGCCGAAUGUUUUACUUCCAGAUUACUUCUGGAAGAAAUAUUGAGACAGUUGCAAUGCCUCUUAAUCGAAGAAGGAAAUCCUUCGUUUGCAUCCUGCGACACAUUCAACGAUUUCGUGCGUUUAUUUAAAAAGGUGGCCUUGACGCCUGAUCUGCAGAAUCAGACCAUAUAUGUUGUUUUGGAUAAAGCAGAACAGCUGCGCGAGCUGGAAGGAAAUAUUCUGCCAGCUUUUCUUAGACUGCAAGAAUUGACGGGGAGGAACGUGACUGUGGUUCUCCUUAGUGAAAUUAUAUGGGAGCUUCUUCGUCCAAGCACGGGAUGCCUUGAGCCGCUGCCUUUGUAUUUUCCAGAUUACAGCAUAGGACAUCUGCAGAAGAUUCUGUCCCAUGACCAUCCUCCAGAGUAUUCGUUUGAUUUUUAUGCUGCAUAUAUCAAUAUUCUUCUGGGAGUCUUCUAUCCAGUCUGCAGGGACUUGAAGGAGCUCCAGCAUCUGGCUGCCCUUAAUUUUUCUAAAUAUUGUGAACCUGUGGUCCAAGGAGAGGCGAAUGAACGCGACACACGCCGACUGUGGAAAAAUAUUGAAUCCCAUUUGAAGAAAGCGAUGCAAACGGUUUAUCUUCGGGAGAUAUCAAGCUCCCAGUGGGAACGAUUACAGCAAGAUAAUGGAGAACCUGGACAAGUGAAAGGACUUUCAGCUCACGCUCAUGUAGAACUGCCCUAUUACUCCAAGUUCCUUCUGAUAGCAGCUUACCUCGCCUCUUACAAUCCUGCCAGGACAGAUAAAAGAUUCUUUGUGAAGCAUCAUGGAAAAAUUAGGAAGGUAGACUUUCAGAAGAAACAUGAAAAGACCAGCAACCAUCUUCUGGGGCCCAAGCCCUUCCCACUGGACCGAUUGCUAGCCAUACUCUACAGCAUUGUGGACAGCCGAAUUCCUCCGACUGCAAAUAUAUUUUCCCAGAUUACUUCUCUCGUAACGCUGCAACUGUUAACCUUGGUUGGUCACGACGAUCAGUUUAACGGACCAAGGUACAAAUGUGCGGUCUCCCUGGAUUUCAUCAGAGCUAUUUCAAGGACUGUGAACUUCGACAUCACCAACUACUUGUAUGACUUUUUGUGAAGACCCCGUGAUGGCGACCGAGGCGAACCCCGCCGCUGUACCCCCAUUGUUUAACCAUCCCGGAAGGGAAGACGGCCGGUUCGCAGGGAUUUAUCCAAAGCAGGUGCCGACUCAGCGUGGAACAAGAAGAAAACCCUCGAGUUGGUCUGGAUGGGUCUGUGCAGGGGAGGCUUUACCCGACGCCCUGGCGUAUUUGGAACAAACGUGUUAAUUACAAACAGCAGGGACCAAGCCCAAUCUGUUCCCCCUCUUAAUUAUUUCAUCUCAGCAUCGAGAUUGCCUGAAACCCAUUUGUGCUGCGAGGAAGUGUCCCCCGCGCUUUGAACGUGGCGGCAGGCUCCUACGCCCAGGCUUUUCACUUCCUCUCCAGGGGGGGGGGUUGCAUUUGUCUGCCACAGCAUCAUUUAAAGGAGUUUGGAAUACCACACUCAAUAAAUACACAGUCAACCUGG
Molecule: messenger RNA, 2170 nt
Organism: Protobothrops mucrosquamatus (brown spotted pit viper)
Lineage: Eukaryota; Metazoa; Chordata; Lepidosauria; Squamata; Viperidae
Product: origin recognition complex subunit 5
Exons: 17
Coding region: 99-1718 (539 amino acids)
Biological process (GO): DNA replication initiation; DNA replication
Cellular component (GO): nuclear origin of replication recognition complex; nucleus
Molecular function (GO): DNA replication origin binding
Source: RefSeq, a predicted model, not a curated record